GGUUACGCCCAUUUAAAACGUCAGGACGUUCGGGCCGCGGUCAGACAGGAUUGUCAUUUUUAAUGUUUAUACUAUCUUUGGUUGAGAGCAAUGGACAUGGACAAUGUACUGGCCUCUCUGGGUGUGGAGGGAGCUUCAUCGGCAGCCCAUGCUCUGUCUCUUCCAGCGGACGCGUAUGGAAAUGAUCCGCAGCUCGAAGUCAUGUGGGCGAUGAAGGCCUACAACCACGCAGAAGUCUACUUCAAUCUCAUUUCAUCUGUCGAUCCCAAGUUCCUGAAGCUGACCAAGGUGGAUGAUAAAAUCUACUCCUCCUUCAGGGAAACUUUCAAAGACCUCAACAUCAAGUUGCUGAAUCCAGACGACCUCAAGUCUGACGAGGCUAAGGAGAAAUGGCGUCCGUUUUGUAACGAGUUUCAAGGCGUCAUCGAGGAUUUCAACUACGGCACUCUGCUCCGUCUAGACUGUGAAAAAGACUACACGGAGGAAAACACCAUAUUUGCCACCAGGAUUCAGUUUUUUGCCGUGGAAGUUGCCCGCAACAGAGAAGGUUUCAACAGCCCAGUUUACAUGGCCAAACGCGUGUCCAAGAGCUAGCCUCGCAUCAGACCAGGACCUGAACCGAGAAGCCCUCUGCCCCAUCACCCAAGGACUGUCACUGAAUUACUCCUAAUUUAGUAAAAACGAUUAUCCAGAAGUUUUGAACCUUUUUGAUUUUAACGGGUAACGUUAUGUGGAAAUCUCCCUUAAUUUUGUCACGUUUUCCUCUGAGCUGCGGUGCUGACUUCGGAGACAGAUGUAAUGCUUAAGGGUUCAUUCCUCUGACUAAAACUUUGUCCUUCCAAGUGCUACUUAAUCAGCAGCCUAGUAAUUAUUUGUAUACUUUUAUCCAUCGUAAUUUUUCCUUUUUGUAUUUACUGUACAUUCUUAUUGUGCCAAUCACAAGUGGUUCUGUUUUGUAGCAAUCUGGAAAAUGCAUUUGACUGAUGGAAACCUGUAACAGUGGAAAUGAAGACGUCUGCUGUUGAUGGAAGUGAUUACCGAAAUUGUCAAAUGGAAGAGAUGUUAGACCCUGUCGUCUUUGAACCUGUACUGUUUAGUACUGAAUAAAAAUACAAAAUAAGACUCGA
Myripristis murdjan (pinecone soldierfish) is the source of this 1127-nucleotide messenger RNA. It is a transcript of the gene pbdc1, whose product is annotated as polysaccharide biosynthesis domain containing 1. The transcript is spliced from 6 exons. The record is from RefSeq and is a predicted model, not a curated record. The coding region runs from base 91 to 594 and encodes 167 amino acids. Gene Ontology annotation, cellular component: cytoplasm. NCBI's taxonomy places the organism in Eukaryota, Metazoa, Chordata, Actinopteri, Holocentriformes, Holocentridae.